Messenger RNA from Arachis duranensis, 1345 nucleotides. RefSeq lists its product as uncharacterized. The transcript has a single exon. The record is from RefSeq and is a predicted model, not a curated record. NCBI's taxonomy places the organism in Eukaryota, Viridiplantae, Streptophyta, Magnoliopsida, Fabales, Fabaceae. Bases 148 to 930 code for a protein of 260 amino acids.
GCGAAAUUUUUACAAGAGUGAGAUUCACAAUGGCUAGUGGUGAGAGUUUUUUAGCCUUGUGCACUAUAGUGGGUCCAUUAAGAAAAAAUGCGAUAAAAAAUUAAGUUUACUGAUAAGGACCUGUUGAGUGUUUUUCUCAAACCUUCGAUGAGUUUUAUUGAAUUUAAGAAUACUAUACUCCAAAGACUAGGACUGCAUGGCGUGAAACGGGUAGAGAAGUUAUUCUAUAGAAUUCCGAUUUCUGUGUUACGCGAUGAUGUGAAGUAUGAUUCAUUCAUUAUUAGCAGUGAUGAAGAUUUGCAGGUGCUAUUCCAUUGUCGUCGUCGGUUUCCUAAGGUGAGGACUCCGGAGCUGUUGGCGAAACUUGUGGAUGUGGUAUCUAGUUCCGGAGACUCGAAUAGGAAUCCUUACUCUGCAGAACAUCCAACCUACACUAGUUCCAUGCAUGUUGGUUCCUCGUCAGUUGUGCCAGUGAUUGCACCUGAGGCAGAUUUAGUUGCUUCUCCUUCCUUUGUAGUUAAUCUGAACCACAGUGAUGAUCCAGGAGUUGGUGAGGCUGGAUUGUUUGGGGAGGUUGCAAUCAUGACGACUGAUUCUCUUGCGAUGGUCCCGGUUUUUAUAGUGGUUGGAGUACCCGAUGGGGUUGAGGAUGCAGUGCAUGAUGAUGAUGAUGAUGUGGAGCCCGCCACGAUAGCUGAUGAUAGUGACGAUGAGACACCAUGGACGACUCCGCCUGAGGAUGGGGGAGCAUCUAGUUCAGGUACUAAUCAGUACUCCCCGCACUUCUCUGCUCUGGACUUGGAUGCCAUAGCAUCUCAGGGGAUCCGAGUGUACCUGUUGGCUUCGGGGCAAGAGACACACAGAAUGCAGGAGUUGUAUAUGAAUUUCAGGUUAGUCAGCAAUUUCAGGAUAAAGAGGAAGUUGUGUUAAGCGUGAAGACCUAUAGCAUUCGCCGUGGGGUUAAGUACAAGGUAUUGGAAUCCAAUCAUCGCAAGUACUAUGGCAAGUGCAAGGAGUUCGGCAGCGGGUGUGCAUGGCUCAUUUGGGUUAGCCUCCGCCAGCGCAAAGGCAUUUGGGAGGUAAAACGGUACAAUGGUCCUCACAUUUGUCUAGCCACAUCGAUAUCUAGUAAUCACAGGAAGCUUGAUUAUCAUGUCAUAUCGGCCUUCAUAAUGCCUAUGAUUAGAGCUGAUGCUGCCGUCUCAAUUAAGGUACUGCAGAAUGCCACGGAGGCACACUUCGGGUUCAGACCGACGUACAGGAGGGUUUAGAUGGUUAAACAGAAGAUUGUGGCUCAGGUUUACGGAAAUUGAAAAGAGUCAUAUAAUGACUUGCCACUAUGGGU